AUGGCCAUACCAACCCUCUACACAUUUUACACCACCAGUCUCACUGCCUGCACAUCCAACAACAUUGACGAUGAGUGCCCCAUCUGCGCCAUCUCAUAUCGCGAGGCUUUGAGCGACGUGGCGCCAGACGUCGUCGCGACCCCCUGCGGCCAUAAGUUCCACCGCGACUGUCUCGACCAUUGGCUGAGGGACGGUCCAAGUGACGAAGCUACAUGCCCCAACUGCCGCAUGGGUCUUUGCCAACGCCCUAGACCGAAAAGAGAUUUCGCUCUACAGUGUCUUGAUCCUGCUCUCUCAGACAACUGGGCAGAGGAGAAAUGGGAGGCAAUAUAUCUCAUGGAACAUUUGUUAAAGACUACUGGCUUGACGGACACGCUUUACGAAAUCGUCGAAAAGCUGUUCGUGAUACUUCGCAAGUUACGAGAAGAUGCGACUGGAAGGUUGUCAACAGGUCUUGCAUGGGCAGACAUUUUCCAGCAAGCAUUUCCUUGCUACAAAGACUCAUUACGUACGGCCGCGCAAUCUUCCGAUAUGAGCCAAAGGGAAACGUCGCUCGAGGAAGAAAAAUUGUUGUAUCCUGGCGGGCCAGGAGAAUACGUUGCAGUGCGUACGAUCUUAAGGGCAAUCGUGAAAUCCAACAGGGAGAGAGGAUGGGUUGAUUCUGCUGUAUUGGUUGUACUUGACCGGUUUCGAGACUGGGAAGAAGAAGAGACGAUGAGUAUCGUCGAGGCUUAUCGAGGGCUCGGAUUCUUCGCGUUGGCAGACGAAGCAGAAGAGGAUGCAGAAACGGUGAUAUAG
Molecule: messenger RNA, 798 nt
Organism: Alternaria hordeiaustralica
Lineage: Eukaryota; Fungi; Ascomycota; Dothideomycetes; Pleosporales; Pleosporaceae
Exons: 1
Coding region: 1-798 (265 amino acids)
Biological process (GO): protein ubiquitination
Molecular function (GO): ubiquitin protein ligase activity
Source: RefSeq, a predicted model, not a curated record